GGCAUCAGCGCGGCCGCGCGCGCCGUGCGGGGCGGUGGGAUUGAGGCCCCGCCAUGGAGCCGCCGCGGCCGCGCUGAGGCGGCGGGCGAUGAACGCGACGGGGCGGCUGCCGGCGGGGGGCGAGGAGGAGCCCCCCUCUGCCGAGCUGCUGCCGCUGGGCGGGAACGGCAGCGCCGCCGCCGGGCUGCGGGAGGGCACCCACACGGCCACCGUGGCGGCCUGCGCCUCGCUGCUGGCCCUCGUCUUCUGCCUGGGCUCCUACGGCAACCUCAUCGUCUUCUUGUCCUUCUUCGACCCGGCCCUCAGGAAAUUCAGGACCAACUUCGACUUCAUGAUCCUCAACCUCUCCUUCUGCGACCUCUUCAUCUGCGGGGUGGCCGCCCCCAUGUUCGCCUUCGUGCUGUUCUUCGAUUGGGCCCGCGGCGUGCCGGGCGCCUUCUGCUUCACCUUCCACCUCACCAGCUCCGGCUUCAUCAUCAUGUCGCUGAAGACGGUGGCGGUGAUUGCGCUGCACCGCCUGCGCAUGGUGCUGGGGAAGCAGCCGCACCGCGCCGCGCCAUUCCCCUGCACGCUGCUGCUCACCCUGCUGCUCUGGGCCACCAGCUUCACCCUGGCCACCAUGGCCACCUUGAGGACCCACGGCUCCCGCCUCUGCCUGCCCAUGUCCAGCUUUGCGCGUGGGGACGGUAAGGUCAUCCUCUACCUCUACGUCACCGACUUCAUCUGCUGCGUGGCCGUGGUGUCCGUCUCGUACGUCAUGAUUGCCCAGGCCCUGCGGAGGAAUGCCCAGGUGAGGAAGUGCCCGCCUGUGGUGGCCGUGGGCGCCUCCAGACCGCAACCCUUUGUGGUGCCGCCAGCUGCCGGUGCUGGGCAGAGCGCCUUGCCCGCCUUGUACAGGAACCAGGGCUCCGGCAAGCCGCAGCACGGCCAGGCUCACGGCUACACCACACAUCUGGGCCAGCCACCAGCUGCUGGCCGGCUGCAGCUCGUGUCAGCUGUCAACCUAUCCGCAGCCAAAGACUCCAGGGCGGUGGUGACGUGUGUUGUCAUCGUGCUUUCUGUCCUGGUGUGCUGCCUGCCGCUGGGCAUCUCUUUGGUGCAGGACGUGCUGUCCAGCAGCGGUGGCUUUGUGCUCUAUCAGUUUGAACUGUGUGGAUUUACUCUCAUUUUUUUCAAAUCUGGAUUAAACCCUUUUAUAUAUUCCCGCAACAGCGCCGGACUUCGGAGACGAGCCCUGUGGUGCCUGCAGUACCUGUCCCUUGUCUUUUUCUGCUGCAAGCAGAAGACGAGGCUUCGAGCCAUGGGCAAAGGCAGCCUGGAGGUCAACAGGAACAAGUCGUCCCACCAUGAGACCAAUUCAGCAUACGUGUUGUCUCCUAAGCCUCAGAAAAAGUUUGUGGACCAGGCCUGUGGUCCUAGUCAUUCCAAGGAGAGCGUGCUGAGUCCCAAGGCGUCCUACGGGCAUCAGCACUAUGGACAGAGCAGCUCAACCCCCAUGAACACUCGAAUCGAGCCCUAUUACAGCAUCUACAACAGCAGCCCUUCCCAGGAAGCCAGCACCCCAAAUAGCUUACAGCCAGUGAACUCAACUUUUGGAUUUACCAAAUCCUACAUUGCCAUGCACUACCACACCACCACCGACUUGGUGCGAGACUACGACAGCGCUUCGACCAAGCCGAUACCGCUACCCUCAGUGUAACCAUGGGACAGCAGAUCUGAUCUAGCUCGUUUAGGGGAUGCCCAUCUUUGUUUGAGUUCAUGACUGAUCUAAACUCAGUGGCAUUGCUGUACUGCUGCCAACUUAAAAAAAAGAAAUACCACUAGUGUUGAUAUUUGGCUACAUGAAUUUGAAGUGAAUUCUAGAAUAUCACUUCUGUGGCUUUUUCUUGAAUUUCUGUAUCAAGUCAGAAAGGGCAACGUUUUAGGCUUGUGUUUCAAAUUGUUACUCAAUGACCUUUCUGUUGCUAUUAAAAAAGGUGUUAGCUACAUGAUUAAGUAAGGCAAGUUAAGUAAGUUAAGUUAUGUAAGGCAAGAUAUCUGGGAGAAGAACCUGAGGCUGUGCCAGGAGUGUUGUCUGUUGAAGUGCAUACUUGCCGUAUUUUCAGGAAGGAAGAGUUGGGAGGAUGCUUGGUCAUGCUUUAAUGGUUCAAAUUUCCAUUUGCUGAAGGUGGCAAGGAUCAGUGGUGUUCUGUUGCAGCAAGUGUCAGUAGCACUGAAAUCUCUGUGAAUUUCAGCUUCCUGGAGCAGGAGGGUUUGACAGACGGUGAUGUAUUGCCGCCGGGAGGGGACUGGUGAGAAGAGUUGUGGUGCCACAAUGAACCUCUGAAGUAUACGUAUUGAUUUCCACUGUUCAUUUGUUGUAAGGAUUGGUGCCAUUGUAUAUCCCAAAAUAAUGUAUUGAGCCAAGUGUUUUUCAUCUGAUAGAAAUAACUGCCCAGUACAAAAUAUAGGUUUUAUUUGAGGAUAGGGCUGAAUAUCACAAUAUUACAGUAUUGCCACAUGUUAAUAAUGCAGUCACCUCUGGAAUAUUCUACUUUGUACCAGUGUUGGUGGUUGCUCUUUGUCAGUGGCUUUAUUUAAGGGUGGGAAGUGGGAGAGAUUGGCCAAGACAUUCCUGACAGCUAUGAACAGCUGUUAGAACAAGAGUAACAAGUUGUUGGAGGAGCUGGGCCACUAUGAGGCUUUGAUCUCAUCCUGCAAAGAGCAAUGUCGAUUCGAUUUAAAGUUUAAUAUGUCUACCUACACUCUUUAUCUAGUGGUUGACACUGUGAGCAAACAACAGAAGUAUUUCUUAUAAACCCACCCGCUUGUGUCGUGCAGUGUGUUGUGGGGCGUCCAUAGGAGCUGGAACCAUCUGCAGGCAUUUCAAUUCCUGACAAUCACUGCUUCAAGCGGAUGGAUCUUUUCCAAGCAAGCAGUUGCCUCUCGGCUGCUGUUGGCUUCAGUAGAGCUGUAGUACCUCCAGAGUGACCGUGCCAGGGGCUUCUGGUGCCUGUGGUAGAAGGAUGACACCCCUAUAACAGAAUGGUCACGAUGGGAAGGUGGUUUGUUUCUUCAUUCACCUCACUGCUGUGUGUGAGUCGUUGUUGGUUUGGGCUAUUUGUUAACCAAACUGUUUUCAAGAUUUUCCUGGAAGGCUCUUACUUUAUGAACACUGUUCUUUGUUUAGCACUCUGUAUUUUAAUUAACUUUGAAUCAUUCGAUAUGGCUUUAUUGCAAUAAAAUGAAUGCAGACAACUUUCUAAUA
Messenger RNA from Coturnix japonica (Japanese quail), 3247 nucleotides. RefSeq names its product G protein-coupled receptor 75 (gene GPR75). The record is from RefSeq and is a predicted model, not a curated record. Lineage: Eukaryota; Metazoa; Chordata; Aves; Galliformes; Phasianidae. Gene Ontology annotation, molecular function: C-C chemokine receptor activity. Gene Ontology annotation, cellular component: plasma membrane. Gene Ontology annotation, biological process: G protein-coupled receptor signaling pathway.